AACUAGCCAAACAGGAUAUUGUGUGGUUACGCAGCAACAGAACGCUGUCUCCAGGCAACGAAGAAUGCUUCUCCUGAAUCUCACACGUGUUCUCCAUUCUAGUAGUGGAGGAAUGGUGGCUGCCCUGGACUGAGAUGUCAUCAUGGAUCACAUCACUGUGUCUGAGGCUCUGAGGCAGCAACUGGAAGCAUUGUGCUUGAAGUCCUUUCCCUGUGGUUCUGGAAGCUGGAACAAGCCUCAUCUGGUUAAAGGAAGAAGAAUUCCUGCAGACACCUACUGGGAAGACAGUGACCCAGAUGAGGAGAGCCAGGGCACUUUACAGGAUAUUCUGAAUCAACAGAACUCACCGUGGGAACCUGAAGACAAGUACAAUUCUGAAGCUCAACACUUGAGGGAACUUGCAGUCAAAUGUCCGGAAAACAUCACUGAUCUGUUCAUCUAUUCUUAUUUCAAACGGCUUAGGAUAGUUGAUAAAGAGGUAACUGAAGUAGAUGCACAGCUACUUAAAUUUCAGAACCUUGAAGAACUUGUGUUAAGUGUAAAUAAAUUAAAUACAGUGAACUCUGGAAAUCUUCCAAGAAAAUUAAAGAUAUUGGAGUUAUGUUCUAAUCACAUUUCAAGCUUAAAGGAUGUAAGUGUAAAUCCUCCACCAUUGUUACAGCAUUUAGGACUUGCGUAUAACAGAAUUCAUGGCUCUUCAGAGAGUAUGUUCCUGACUGCAGACAUCUGAAUUUAUAUUUUUUUUUUUUGGCCAAAUUUGGUUUCUCUUGACCUUAGUUACAAUGAUCUUACUGAUCUCUUUAACCUAGUAUCCAGAAUCUCUACUUUACAAAAAUCUGUCCGCAUUCUCAUGCUGCAAGGAAAUCCCUGACUUUUGUUACCAUAUAGAGGCUAUACUAUAGACUCUCUGCCAAAGCUAUGUGUUUCUGGGAUGAUAAUUUUAAUAUACCCGGAUGAAAAAUAUAAGUACAGUGGACUGUCACAAAAGAAAAGCACACAACUGGUGCUGUCCUUAGGGGACAAAAAAUAUGGAAUGUUGGGUAACAACAAACAGAGCAGAGACUGUCCUGUGAAGGGGACGGUCCGCUAUGUAGAAGACAGGGAGAAUAAAGCAAAGUUUUAUGUCCGCAUAAGGAAAGUACAAGGUAUUCCAAACCCAAGUGCACACGCAGAACAGCAGAAUUCAGGGGACUAUCCAGUAACUACAGUCACUUAUCAUGUAUGCUAUGAAUUCAUAGAAGACCAGCCUAGCAGCGACAUAUGCCAGUCAUAUACGUGCGAUCAGCCACAACAGAGCAUCGAAGGACACGAGGAACAACUCUACCCACUAAACCUUCAUGCUGGUCUUUUCAAAUCUGAUGGAUCCUUUUGGAAUGAAAAUAUAGAGUACGAUUAUGUGAAGGAACACACAUCUACAGAUUUAUUGGCUUUAAAGUCUUUUCUUCUCUCUGGAAUGAAGGUGACUGUCAGAGAGGAAAAGAUCCUCUCAUGGCCCAAAGAUCCAGAGGAGAAUGCUGCUGUAUCAAAACUUGACAAAAAAGUUGGUGGGAAGGACAAGGAAAAGGACAAGGCCAGAAGUAGCUCUAGGGGAAGUAAAACUGAUGGAAAGAGUAAGAAGAAAAAAGAAAAUCUAAUUGAACUUUGUCAUGAUCCCCCAAUUGUGAAGACUCUUGGAUCUGCUGUAAUGCCUUUAAACAAUCAUGUAUCGGGGGUGAUGCAAACAUUUUCUGUUUGUAACUUGGAGCCAUUUUUCAGCAGCAUAGAGCAACAGCAUGCAAAUGAAAAGUGUCCUCAAAACAGCAACAAAACCAAGGAGCGCAAGCUGAAAAGUGGUAGGGAAAAUGUAGAAGCUCCUAAGACCUUUCGAUCUUCAUCCGGAAAAGAAAAACAAAAAGAUACAGAAAUGAAACCAGCAGAAGCGGGGCCCCCUCCCCCAGUAGCACUAACUGUAGAGAUGGAAGUCCAGCUUGUGUGCGUCUAACAACAAAUGGUUAAUUACUGUGACACAGUGCCUAUGUUAAUGUGUUUGAAAUGUAAUGUGCACAAAUGCCAACGAUUUUGUUCAAUUUCAAUUUACUGCAAAAAAAACAAAAAAACUGUUGCUUUUCCUUUA
Bufo bufo (common toad) is the source of this 2113-nucleotide messenger RNA. RefSeq names its product leucine rich repeat containing 43 (gene LRRC43). NCBI's taxonomy places the organism in Eukaryota, Metazoa, Chordata, Amphibia, Anura, Bufonidae. Gene Ontology annotation, molecular function: protein binding. The record is from RefSeq and is a predicted model, not a curated record.